Messenger RNA from Musa acuminata AAA Group (dessert banana), 4496 nucleotides. RefSeq names its product transcription factor PCF6. Gene Ontology annotation, molecular function: DNA-binding transcription factor activity; sequence-specific DNA binding. Gene Ontology annotation, cellular component: nucleus. Gene Ontology annotation, biological process: regulation of secondary shoot formation. The transcript has 3 exons. NCBI's taxonomy places the organism in Eukaryota, Viridiplantae, Streptophyta, Magnoliopsida, Zingiberales, Musaceae. Bases 1044 to 2384 code for a protein of 446 amino acids. The record is from RefSeq and is a predicted model, not a curated record.
GGAAGAGGACGGCGGCGUGUCUGACCUUUCCCGAUAAGCUCGGCCGUUGCUCGAAUGGGAACACCUAGGGUUUCGAUCCACGAGCCCUCUCGCCAAUUCCUUUCCUCCCCAUCUUUUUCUCGGACGGAUUAAACUAGGAUUUCUCCCUAAGGGAAAUAUUUAUUCUCCAAUCUGCAGCUUUUCUCACAGGAUCCUCCUCCUCUUGGUGCUACGACUGGUUUUGCUUCUGUUCUUUCACCGUCACCAUCGCUCUCAUUGUGGGCCGACGAGACUGGAAGAGAGGAAGAUAUCAAGGUCCGGUUUUGGCGCCUGUCCGAAAAGGGCGUAGCGGCAUCGGUGAGGAUUUUGCUUUGGUUUCAUUCGGAAGAGAGGAAUGGCAGGGCGGGAAGGCGGGGUGGAAGGAGCAGUGUGGCGCUUCGAUCUCGACGAGAAUUGGAGGAAUGCAGGUCGAUCCGGGCUUCCUCUUUGAAUCUGGAGUAAAGGAGCGUCUUUGCGGGUGGGUUUCUUUGGUUCUUGAAGAUUGAGUGGGUAGAUCUGAGAGGUCUCGAGAAGUGGAGGCAUUAAAUCGACGCAAGACGUUGCUGCGGUACGUAGCUGCUGCUUUCAGAUGUCAGUGCUGAUUUCUGGCGGCCUGACGAGCUAGCGCGAGCAGCAGGAAGAAAGAAAGAGAGAGAUAAGGAAGCCUAGUCCAGCUCUCGUCGCUGAUGACCGAAAAAGCAAAGACUACUGGCUGACUUGUCCGGCCACCAACGCAGUCCAAAGGUCUCGCCUUUCCGCUUCAUCUCUUUGUUUCUCCGUCUCAUAUCCUUCCCGUAGUGCUGCGACCGUGAACUCGUCAUCAAUGCUAAAGGACAAUCUUACGCGGAUUCUCAGAAACCCUAAGCCCCAGACCUGACAUAGUUCCGCUCAGUCGCGCCCGCCACCACCACCACCACCCCUUCCCAGAAAGGCGAACGAUCGGGAGGUGGAGAUACGAAAGGAGUGGGCGAUAAGGCGAUAAAGAUCCGAUCUUAUGCCCCGCCCAGGAGAGGCAUGAGAACAAGAUGGAAUUGGAGGAGAGCAACCACGCUUCCAAGCGUUUCCGGGUGGUGGGCAACGGCAGUCAGACGGCCAAGAUAGGGCGUAAGGAGCACCGGGAGGAUGACGAGGAGGGCAGAGAGAGAAAGGGCAGAGGAGGAGAUGACGCCAACGGCACCGCUCCCUGGGAGCAUCACCUGUCGUCAAGGAUCUUCCGCGUCUCACGUGCCUCCGGCGGCAAGGACCGGCACAGCAAGGUGCACACUGCGAGGGGCGUCCGCGACCGGAGAGUCCGCCUCUCCGUCUCCACGGCCAUCCAGUUCUAUGACCUCCAGGACCGCCUUGGCUAUGACCAGCCAAGCAAGGCUAUCGAGUGGCUCAUCAAAGCUGCAGCUGCGGCCAUUAGCGAGCUCCCUCCUCUCGACGGCUUCCCCAAGCCGCCAUAUCCUAACAUGGUUGAGACGAUGAAGGCCAAUCCAGAUACUGAGUCGAGCUACAAUCAGCAGCAGCAGCAUAUGUCGACCAAGUCCGGCUGCAGUAGCACCUCGGAAACCAGCAAGGGCUCAGUUUUGUCGCUCUCACGGUCGGAAAGCCGCAUCAAGGCCAGAGAACGAGCACGAGAACGAGCGGCAAAGGAUAAGUCGAAGGAUAGGGACGACGGUGGCCAUCAUGUGGUCUCCCAUCACCAGAACCUGAACCACAGCCUGAACCCUCAGACCUCUUUCACGGAGCUUCUCACUGGAAGCGGCGGCGGCGGCGGCGGCGGCGGUGACGUCAGCAACAAUGCCAACGCAACCACUGUUGCUGCAGGCGCGGAGAACACCGUCCGCAAUUGCAUUCAGAAGCAGAUCCCCACGGCGGACUACUUCGUCCAAGCUGGUCUCUUUACACAGCCGCAAGAGAGUCAUCAGCAUCCGCCGACUUUUUCCUCACAAUCCCACUUUGGAAACAGCUCUCCGAUGGGAAUGCUGCCAUUCAACAUUGCAACCACCGGCGACCAUCCGGAGAUGCAGCAAUUAUUCUUGCAGGAUAAUCUCUUCCCCAUCUCGGCAGUGGCAGCGACAGGGGACUACAAUCUCAGCUUCUCAAUUUCUUCGGGUCUUGCAGGUUUCAGUAGGGGGACCCUUCAGUCCAAUUCAUCAGCUCAGCUGCCUCAGCAGCACCACCACAAUCACAACCACCUACCGAGGCUCUCUUCUACGGUUGACGGAUCGAACCUGCAGUUCUUCGGUGCUGCCGCUGGUUCGGCUAAAGCCGGCGCCGGCGCAGAGAAUCAGUAUCCGGCGGUGUGCGAUGGCCGCCUGCAGCUCUGCUACGGAGGGGAUGGCUAUCGGCAUUCAGACAUGAAGGGGAAAGGGAAGAGCUGAGAUCACCAGAAAAAUGCUGCAUUUUUGUGCAUACUCCAUUGCUGGUCUAAUUUUUCUCGAAAGCCUUGUGGAUUUCUGUGCUCUAUUCUCAUCCGGUCCUUCACGGAGAUCCAAUGCUGAGGUUGACUCGAGGUUUCCUGUCGUAGUUGGAGAGGGGGAAUUUAAUGGUGGAUGGACGGGUGUCCAUGUAGAAAUUUUAUAUCGGCCUGUGGUUCCUUCACGUUGUGUCGGAUUCACCGAGUGUCAAAAGCUUUGGAGUGAUCGAGUUUGAACCCCAUUAAACGGGCAUCUUGUGGCUGCCGGCCAGUCACAUAACAUCCACUGUUGCCUGUCACCUGUACUUGCUGUUUCUUUGUUCCUUGGAGCCAGUAAACCGGAAUCAAAAGUCCAUAGCCAGCUUUUAGGAAGCUGUACGCCACAUGAAUGCAUUCUUCCAGUAGACGGCCUCAAGAAUCGCAGGCUUUGACAUGGCUGGUUAACUCAUUAGAACUUUAUGUAACAAUUAUACCGUAAUUCUAUGUAAGAAAGAAACAACAGAACUUUCCUUAGGUUUCCAAGUGCAUUAAGUCUGGACUCCAAAUGCAACCAGGAAAAAGCUGGUGACAAUAGCUCUGAACAAUGAUCUCUACUGACUCCUAAGAGUUAGUAGAAUCUGGAAGUGUCUGAGACUAAUUAUUUAUCUUCACUUGGUAGUUCUUUUUUUAUGAUCAUAAUACAUUUUGUUUCUUACCUUCUAUCUGGUUGUCAAUUUCCUAUCACAUGAUAGCAAUUCAUUUUCAGUAGUUAGAGUUGAAUCUAUAAUGCUCUUGUGUUAUAAAAUUUGAGAGCAAGAACCACAGAUGUUGCGUCUAAAGGUAGACCUUCAUGAGAGUACAACAGCAAAUCAUGAGAAUACAGGCACAAAAUCCAAAUAGUAAGAGAAUAAUUCUCCUAGAGAGAUAAUUUGAAAAAUUGAAACAACAUUAAAAAUGGAGAAUGUUUUGUUAGAAAAUGUUGACGUAUAUAAUAUUGUCGAAAACUUUUCUUAUCGCAUGUUCUUUUGUAACUUCCUUCAUUUUGAUUGCCUUGUUAAGAUAUCAUAGGCCAACUUGCUAGUUCCUCCUUUGUUGAAGCACAUAAUAUGUUGAAAGUAAAUAGAAAAGGAUCAAAGACAACACGAGGAGGAUCACGUCUGAGGUGAUUAGGGUUGCGAUGCAGGGCUGGACUUUGCAUGACUCAGGGUAGGAUUGAUCAAGCUGAGGAAAUGAACUUUGAGAUAAAACAUGCAAAUAAAUGAAAUGUUGGUAAUGUACCCAAACUGGUCUUUCUCUUGCACAAGGGUGCAAUAAUUAAGGAAAUAAAUGUUUCUACUUGAAGAGAAAGCUCCCUUUCAUAGUAUAAGGUUUUCGUAAUCACUUAGUAUGGGUUCGAUGAGAUGAUUGAUCCAUCACUAUGUAGGCAGGGAGCAAGAAGAUUCUGUGGUACCCUUCAUGGAUAGGGCUGUGUAGUUGGUGGUUUAAAUUGUUUUUUGGUUGUACAGGCAAUUGUUAUUUCAAGAUAGCAUCAUUUUGUUCACCAAAGCAGUCUAGUGGUGAUGGAUAAUUUGCAGAACCUCAUAUGCUAAUGCAUCAGUACUAUGUUUAUUAGGAUCAUGACUUCAAAGUCUGUGGCUGGAGAUUUCCACCUGGGUUUCCAGUCUCCUCUUACACCCCUCUUCCUGACUCUUCAUGGUGCCGAAAACUGAGAUCGGCACUUUUCUAUUGGUUUCUGCUUCCAGUUUACAGUGGCUUCAAGUGCUAUUGUUGAUUAUUUGUUGCAUCAGAUAGCACAUAACCUAGGAAGUGACAAACUUCUAAUGUUCUUGAGCAAAGCUACUUUCUGCUAUUCAGAAUCUAUUUCAGAUGCCUUAGUUGGUCACUGCAUCACAUGUUUAGCUGUUUUACUUCUUGUCUAUACUCAGCUCUUGAUGGCAAUUGCAUACUUCAGGAGACAAAAAAAUUGAUCUUCCAGUCGUCACUUUUUUCUGAACUUGAGAGUAUUGUUGAUGGUGACAUAUCCAACUUGUGUUUGAAGUCACAUGAAGCUGUAUUGUUCAUUAUAACUCUGCUAAUCAUACACUUCCCAAAUGUUCAC